Molecule: messenger RNA, 212 nt
Organism: Amoebophrya sp. A120
Lineage: Eukaryota; Dinophyceae; Syndiniales; Amoebophryaceae
Source: the annotation of a GenBank genome assembly
GGCGAUCUGGGCGCACGAGACUGCAACGCAGACGCGGCGCGGUUGUGCAAACAAACAGCAGCGGAGUCCUUGCGCGCGCCGCGUUUUCGGUUGCAUUGCAACACACUUUAGCACGAGCUAAGCCGAAGGUUUCCCGGGAAACCUUAAACGACCUUGCCCGAGCGGAAUCCAUUGAUUUCUGGGUCUCACAGCGUCACUUUCUCAAAAAAUAA